Anoplophora glabripennis (Asian longhorned beetle) is the source of this 2060-nucleotide messenger RNA. RefSeq names its product RNA-binding protein 28-like. NCBI's taxonomy places the organism in Eukaryota, Metazoa, Arthropoda, Insecta, Coleoptera, Cerambycidae. The transcript is spliced from 4 exons. Gene Ontology annotation, molecular function: RNA binding. The record is from RefSeq and is a predicted model, not a curated record. The coding region runs from base 122 to 1960 and encodes 612 amino acids.
UUGGUACUAUGUACAGGUUAUGUUCUAUUAUAUGUUUUGUGGGUUAUGUUUUUGAUUCCAUGAAAUAUUUAUAAGUGAAAACUUUUAAAGGGAUUAUAUAUUUAAUAAAUAUUCCACAAACAUGUCGGACAAGGGUUCACUGGCCAAGAAGAAAAAUUCAAAAUCGAAGGAAAUUGUUAAGCAAAAGUUACGUGAAAGAAAGAAGCAGGCAAAACAAGCUCUCAAGCUGAAAAAAGCGAGACUAGUGAUUAAGAACCUGCCUUUCAAAGCCACAAAAGAAAACUUGAAGGAAUAUUUUGAACAGUAUGGAGAGGUGGCCAAUGUGGACUUAUUGAAAAAGGAAAACGGCAAAUUAAAAGGUUGUGGGUUUAUUCAGUUCAAGUUAGUACAAAAAGCUGCAAAAGCAAGGCAUCAUUUGAAUGGCAAAGAAUUUAUGGGGAGAAAGGUAACUGUAGAUUUUGCCAAAGCAAUAGAUAAAUACAAAAAGGAAAUUAAAAAAGAAAAUAUACAAGAAAAUGGAGAGGAAAAGAAAGUAGAUAUAGAAAUUUUAAAAGAAGAACCUAUUGAUGUAGAUGAAUUUACAGAAGAAAAAAUUGAUCCAAUUGAAGGUUCAGAUAUUCAAGAGAAGUCUGAGAAUUCAAGUGAAGAUGAAAGUGAAAAAGAUGAAGAUGAAAGUGAAGAAGAUGAAGAAGAAGAUGAAAUAGUAAAUGAAAGUGAAGGUAAUGAACAGAAAGUACAUUUUGAAUCAAAUGAUGUGUCAGAAGGGAAAACAAUAUUUGUGAAAAAUGUACCCUUCCAAGCUACAAAUGAUGAUCUAAAGCAAUGCAUGUUGCAAUUUGGUCGUGUGUAUUAUGCAUUGAUUUGUGUAGAUAAAUUGACGGAACAUUCAAAGGGGACCGCUUUUGUAAAAUUUUUGAAUAAAGAAGAUGCUGAAAAAGCUUUAAAUGCUGGUACGGAAUUAACUUUACUAGGUAAUGUUUUAGAUUGCCACCCGGCAUUAGGCCGAAAUGAAGUACAGCAAAAAAUACAGAACAAGAAGGAAUUAAAGAAAGAACCAAAAGACUCUCGAAACUUAUAUCUUGUCAAGGAGGGAGUAAUUUUGGCAGGGACUAAAGCUGCUGAAAGUGUAUCUGCAAAUGACAUGGCCAAAAGGCUACAAAUAGAACAAUAUAAAACUCAAAUGUUACGAAAUCUAAAUAUGUUUGUGUCUAAAGACAGGCUGGUUGUUCAUAACAUACCUUCCGGUUGGGACGACAAGAAACUUCGAGCACUAUUCCAAAAAUAUGGUGGUCCGGGGACUGUUAUAAAAGAAGCUCGAGUUAUGCGAGAUAUGAAAAAUGUAGAUGCAAAAGGCAUAGGUACAUCUAAGAAUUACGGUUUUGUAGCUUUUACAAAGCAUGAAAAUGCUUUAGCUGCAUUGAGAAAUUUAAAUAACAAUCCCAAAAUAUUUUCACCAACAAAAAGGCCAAUUGUGACAUUUAGUAUAGAAAAUAAGAAAAUGAUCAAUGCAAGGGAAAAACGUUUGGAAAAAUCUAAAGCGAAUAAUCUCGGAAAGGAUAAAGUACAAAAAACGGAACAGAAGGAGAAAAAUACAUUUACUAAGAUAAGUAGAAAAAGGAAGUACAAUGAAACUCGAGAAGUGACGACAACUUCUGAAAAUGAAAUAAAUCCAUUCUCUGGAGUCGCUGCAAAACCUGGGACAAAACAGAAGAUGAGAAGUAGAUACAAGUUAUCGACACAGGCAAAAUUACAUUAUGAGAAUUUAAAGAAGGAAAAAAAGAAACAGAAAAACAGCAAGAAGACGUUGAAAGAGAAAAAGAAAGAUUUUAUAAAGCAACCGAAACAGAAGAUCAAUAAGAAUAGUGGUGAAAGGGAUAAUUUUUCGAAAUUAGUAAAUGAGUAUAAAAAUAAAUUGGUAAAUGCUGAAUCGUUUGCGAAGAAAACUAAGUGGUUUGAAUAAGAACAUUAAGGCAGGCUAGUCAUUCUAAAAAUGUAAUGUUUUCGACUGUAUGUAUGUAUGUAUUGAAGUUCUAUUUAAUUGUUAAGUAUCAUGAAAUAUA